Messenger RNA from Synchiropus splendidus (mandarinfish), 594 nucleotides. RefSeq names its product small EDRK-rich factor 2b (gene serf2b). The transcript is spliced from 3 exons. The record is from RefSeq and is a predicted model, not a curated record. NCBI's taxonomy places the organism in Eukaryota, Metazoa, Chordata, Actinopteri, Syngnathiformes, Callionymidae. Bases 144 to 332 code for a protein of 62 amino acids.
CGGGCCCAAACAAGGACAGGUCUCGCGGUAACUGCGCGGCCGCGUCACAGAAGCAGCGCUUGGAGAGACGCGGAGGAAGCCAGCGGCCCUUUAGGCUGAAAGUCUUCGGAUCUCGACAGAAGAGGCGACGAACACGUCACAAAAUGACCAGAGGAAACCAGCGUGAGCUCGCACGCCAGAAAAAUGCCAAGAAGCAGAGCGACCACGGCAAAGGCAAGCGAUCCGACGACGGGCUGUCAGCUGCCGCUCGCAAGCAGAGGGAUGCUCAGAUCAUGCAGCAGAAGCAGAAGCAGGCCAACGAAGGCGGCAAGAGCGGAAAAGAAAGCAAGUAGAGGAGGACUCGGCGCCUGACUCUGCCUCCUCGUGGCCCAACACCCCGCCUUCAGCCUUCUCUCUCUGAUGUUGUCCAGACUGAAUCUGUGGUUCCAGACUCCCAGAACUUGGAUCCGCCUUUCCUUCCUCUCCAGGCGGACGGUGCGAACAGAAGAGCGUCUGUGUUCGCAGCUCCAGCGGGACGAAGCGGCCAUCUAACUCUGUGUAUUUUUGUAUAAAUCCUCCCCCAUGGUUGCAAAUAAAGUGUAUCUUUUUAGUUGA